Messenger RNA from Perkinsus marinus ATCC 50983, 411 nucleotides. RefSeq lists its product as hypothetical. The transcript is spliced from 3 exons. NCBI's taxonomy places the organism in Eukaryota, Perkinsozoa, Perkinsida, Perkinsidae. The coding region runs from base 1 to 411 and encodes 136 amino acids. The record is from RefSeq and is a predicted model, not a curated record.
AUGGCACCACGUCGCAGAAAUAAGAGACCACAGUGCACCGUGUGUUCAAGGUUUUUGACGAAGGAUGGUCUAUGCAAUUCCUGUAUUGCUCGCAAUCUUCGUAACGAGAUCCACAAGAAGGAACAGGAGGAUGCUCAAUCUGCGGCUGCUCAUCAGCAAUACAAGUCGUGGAAGGCGAAGGUGAAGAACCUCAACCCCAACUUCAACCCCAACCCCAACCUCAACCUCAACCUCAACCCCAACCUCAACCCCAACCUCAACCCCAACCUCAACCCCAACCUCAACCCCAACCUCAACCUCAACCUCAACCUCAACCCCAACCUCAACCCCAACCUCAACCUCAACCUCAACAACCACAGGUUGAUGGAGAUGAUGCAGGCGUUGAACAUGCUGAUGAUCCUGAAAAUGUAG